AUGUGGGGAGCCUCUACCGGAAAUACUCGAGCUGAACGCACCUGGCCCGAAGUAGGUUCACAAUUUGCUAGGGCAUGGAGGGCUUUCUUUUUCCGCCUGGAAAGAGUCCAUGGUCUCCAGCGUAAUAAUCCCAAUCAUUUAUGGCUCCUACAUACUCUCUUUCUGCCCUCAAUCAAUGAAGACUGUGAUUCCUUUGUCCGGAGCUGGAAUUCACAUCCUAUAUCAGGAAAGGGUCAUAAUAAGACUCCUAAUGAUAUGAGACUUCUAGGACAACUUGAGCAUGGAAUUUAUCCUGACAUCAAUGGCGGUGUCCAUCCAGAAGUUUUGCAGUACUAUAGGGUAGAAGAAAUGGAAGAUAAGGAAGAGGCGGAAAGGGUAGUGAUUGCCAACAUCAGAGAAGAGCAACAUUCCCAAUACUAUCAUGAGCCAGUGGCUGUCCCGAAACACAGCUCACCCUUCCAAGAGAACGGGAAAGAGGUAAAGAUGUUUGCCAGGCUUUUACAAGAACUGGAGUCUUCGGACUUUAUUCCCUCCAACUACAGACUAACACCAGGAGAAUGGGAAACGGGAAUUUAUCCUAUUUUUGAGACAAUACCUUUUGGGAAGAGGGGCAAUAGACGCCUUGAGGUUCCCCUUCCACCUCACAUCUGGCUAAAGCGGGCUAUUCAGUGGGUUAGAUGCUUAGUUAUAAUGGAUUCUAUCAUGGAUUCUAGGCAAUAA
Molecule: messenger RNA, 720 nt
Organism: Lentinula edodes (shiitake mushroom)
Lineage: Eukaryota; Fungi; Basidiomycota; Agaricomycetes; Agaricales; Omphalotaceae
Exons: 2
Coding region: 1-720 (239 amino acids)
Source: RefSeq, a predicted model, not a curated record